UUAGACUGGAAGGUGCUCCAGGUGUGAUCGCCAACCUCAUGGAAGCAGGGAAAAGCCCUCGAAAGUCCCCAGUCAGGAGAAAGCGGAAGCGAUCACAGCGGCUCCUCAGCCGUGCGGCUGUUCCCCUGGAGUGCUACCGCUGUGACAUCUGCAAGAAGGACAUCAAGCACCUCUCCAACUUCCAGGAGCACCAGCGCAUCCACACAGGCGAGCGGCCCUACCACUGUGAGACCUGCCAGAAGAACUUCAUCCGCUGCGCUGACCUCAUUAAGCACCGCCUGGUCCACUCGGACAGUCGGCCCCACUGCUGCGAUGUCUGUGGCAAGCACUUCAAGCUGGCUGGGGACCUGGCCAAGCACAGCAAGGUCCAUUCGGACGAGGCGCCCUUCAAGUGCGACGUGUGCUCCAAGCGCUUCAAGCGCACGUCCUGUCUCAUCAAGCAUCUCCGCAUCCACACCGAGGAGAAGCCUUUCAAGUGCUCCCAGUGCAGCAAGAGGUUCAAAUGGGAAGCCUCAGUCAAGGAGCAUCAGCGCAUCCACACAGGCGAGAAGCCUUUCAAGUGCGAGCACUGCCCUAAGAGCUUCACCCACUUCUCCACCUUCCUGCAGCACAAGAGAACUCACCAGAACAAGAAGCAGUUCAGCUGCAAAUGCUGCUCCAAGUCCUUUAACCACAAAUCCAACCUACUGAAGCACCAGCGCACGGUACAUGGCUAGGAGCGGGCAGGUUCCCGGGUCCUGCUGCCAUGCAGCUCUGAUCAGUCUAAAUUGCUUAGGCUGCCCCAGUCUCGGAGUCUGCCCAUACUCUGCCGGAGGCUGGAAAUGUGCUGAAACCCAGUGCAGAAGCUGGGCCUUAAGGAAGGGAAGCAGAACCUUGAGUACGUGUGAUAAGGAGACUGGGGUUUGGAGCAGCUCAAGCACCAUGCCAGUUAUAAUGCUUCCCGUUGAAUGGGAAGCUGCGGGCAGUGGCUGUGCACAGAUGAUAUCGGUGAAGCAAUACUGGUGCAGGAGCUGCUAUCAGAUGGCUGGACUCUGGUUUAUAGUCUAACCAAAGGUUCCCUCGUGAUCCCGCUUUAACAUCCUUCAGGAUGGUGACACUUGCCAAUUUAAUCCAGGACAGAUCUUCUGUGUUCCAAGCUCAGAUCUGAACAGAGCACCACGAAGCGAUGCUGCCAUCUGUCCCACGGAUGCAGUUGGUCUUUCAUACACUACAAACUGCAGCAGGUGUCUUUGCUUCUGCUGCCUCCGUUUAGCCCCCCCCUCCCCCUCAUCUUGGUUUCAAUGCUGUAGGAAUAUGUCUAGUGCAUCUGAGGUUUGGGUGAAGGGAAAAAGGGCUGGCAUUCCACCUUCUGGGGGUGGCUUGUUUUUGACUGGAUGCAUCCGUAUGAUCAUUGUUCCAUGCACUCUUAAGACAGAUCCCAAACAGAAUGGUUUCCAGGAAGCAGCUGCAUAAUCUGUUUGAUGGAAAAAGUGUUCCUGUGGCCACUCAGUUCCUGUAAACACUGCCUGCAGCUGCUUUAAAUCAUGAGCCUGUCGAUGUCAUGUUUUUUUAUCAUGCACCUACCUCAAUGUGGCAGUAGCGCCUUCUGGGGGGAAUUCUGUACCAUGUCCCUUAGAGGCUUUCACUGUAAUCUGAUUGCCACUGUAGCUCAGUUAAGCUCAUCCACUUUACUGUGUUCUACGGUGAUGGACAGACCUUGCAAGCAAAGAAGGUCCCCACCUCCAAGAAUCUUUGAUCUAAUGCUUUAUGCUCCAGGGCGCGGGUGCUGGACCUCUGCUUCCUGACAGAAGAAGGGCUGGGGAGCAAACUUGAGAGGGGAGGCGUGUACGUGAACCGCUGGCGAUUGUCCCUCUUUUCCCCCAAUACGCACAGCUCCCAAGGAGGGACGGGCUCCAGCCCAAUGACAGGGUUUAACUUGAAAGUCUUUGAGUAUUUUCCUCUGGUCACUAAUAAACAAGCACGUAACGGUAGUUCUACAGAACUGGGCCAGCAUCACUCAUUCUGCCUGCAAAUCAUUAGGGACGUGAGGGCCACUCAAGGGGGUUUUAAACAAAAGCAUCAAAGGAAGACAAAGGAUUGCUCUAGCUUUGGGUAGGAAAUCAAGCAAUGCGAGGGUCUGAGGUCAGCUACAACGCAGCCCCUCUGUGCUAACUUGUAAGCACAGAUGUGCAUUUGGACACCAGAGUUAGGACUUUACCAGGGAGGGAAAUGGUCCACUCUUCUGGAACCAAAUGCACUGCUCUGAACCAAAUUGCAUCAGUGCAGAGACAAAGGGGCUGAGGUCAGGGGAGGAAAUUCCCCCAUGGGAGCGGCAUACGCCACAACUGGAUUGCCCUUCCGGUGGUGUAGCCAUCCCUCCAUUAAUGGUGGCAGAAACGUGGGGCGUUACCUCUUUAAACCCUGAAGUUUGUAGCUUUGGUUUAAACAGUCUUCAGUCUGGCAGUGGGUUCCCAGAAGGCAGGGGACAUUUCAGCCACAGACAGGAUCCACAGAACACUGGCCUUUCCGCUCAGCUGCUCAGGGCACUGGUGCAAUAGUCCUAGUCCAGUUCCAAAUGGAUCUCACAGAGACUGCCCCACAACAUGCCAGGGGUUGAGUGAGCUGCCCUCUGCCUGGGAGAAGUGGGUCUCGAGGGUGGAGUUGGGAGGCUGGGAAGCUUUUCUGCUACCUGUUCUCUGAAUAAAGGUUUCAUUGUCCAGCACUGUUCACUUGAAACAGCAGCACAGCAAACAUCUCUGAUCAGUCUCCCUCCCAGAGGGCAGGGAUCAAAAGGCUCCUCGUGCCUAAAGAAAACUUAAAUGGAGCAGCUGGCAACUGGAUGGUGUUGCCCUUGGAUCUGCUCUGUGACAGCGGAAUGGGUAAGUGGCAGUGGCCCAUGAGAUGUGCCUGCAGUAGGCAGGCUGUGCUUUAACAAGAAGCCUGUUACCGAACAUGAGGCUACCCUUCGUUGCGGCUUUAAAACAGCAUUUUCUGCAGGGGCCCUUUGAGUACGUUCAGGGCUUUGUGUUUCGUUUUUAAAUAAAGUUUGGGCUUUUUUUGCUUGUGCAUUCUGAACUCCAAGCAACAAACCUUGUCUGCUAAUAACUGGGAACAUGGCAGCAGCCUGCAGUCUUUCCACCUGAGGUAGGACUUCAUCUGCUCUCAUGCAACGCAGGCCUGGGCCAGGUCAGUGUUUGGAGGGGAGACCUUUAGGUAACACGCAGGAACUGGUGCUGAUUUUAGGAGGCAAGACCACUUCUCUCUCUUCCCCCCCCCCCCCCCCCAUUCUCCUGCAGCAUUGGAGUGCACUGCGCUGCUACGGCUCACCAUCAGAGGGACUACAGGUCGCUAGGGAUUUUUUUUUUAACUGCACCCACUCUGGUUGCUGAGUACACAAGCUGUGAGGCCUUUGUUAACCCCAGUAUUCUAGCUUUCAUUCCAACGGGGAUAACUCUUCUGCUGCAUUAAUACCCGCCUCCAGCUGGAUAUGCAGGAGGUCUCCUUUUCUUUAAAUGCGGGUGUGUGGUUGCUGCAGGUGGCGGGUUCCUGAGCAGUGCUGAGUCUGGUAUUUGUUCAGUGGCACGGGGAGGUCGGAGAGUGGAAGGCGAUUCCACCCGCCCUCGCUGGGACAUCUGACUUCUGACACACACAGAGAAGCUGCUGCAGAGUAAUGAGAGUUUUCUGAGCGCUAGGUCCAGAGAGGAGUUCUCUGCACAAGGAACAGGCAGGAAUUGAGUGCUUAAUUCCAGACACGCAAGGCCCAAGCUGUCACUUUUCCUACCCUACAGGGAACUUUCACUGAGAUGGGCUGUAGCCAAGUCCUCAGCAAAGGGAUCUUGUCCUUUUCUCCGGUGUCCCCAACGUGCAGCUAGCUCCUGGUGUAUGUGCGUGCAUGCGCCGGGGGGGGGGAGCUCUCUGUUCUGGCUCCCUCUGUAGCCCCUUUCUGCAGUCCUGGCCCCAGCCGCCAGAUGUGUGGCAGGUAGCUGGAGAAUGACAGCUCUGAGUGCUGCAGCUGCAAGGAGAAACGACCAGCUCUGCCCUGGCCAAUGCCCCUGCUGGGCUUUCUGUGCUCUCCCUGCUUCCCCAAGGUGACCUACUGGGUUUCAUACAACACAGCUUUCCCUGCAGGGACAAGGCCAGACUCACCUCCUCGCUUGGCAGCUGCUUCGGCCACAGCCUUCCCCGGCUGAGCACAAACACUAGGCCGCCUGCGGGUGUAUGAAUGUGGCAGUACUGACCCUACUAGGCCCGGGGCUGUUCCACCCUGCCAGGCAGGGGAGUGGGGUGCUUUGCUAAAGCACCUAUUGACUGAUUAGGACUAGAUGGGCUGGUUUCUGAUUGCUCCUUUAUCUCUGCCCUUGCUGAAGGCGGCAUUGCUUCCCUGCCCUGACCAGGCUUGAGCUCAGGAAGCAGGAUCCCAAGUUCAGAACAGCAGCGUUUGCUCUGGGAAGUUUCCCCAGGGGCCAUAAAUGGCAGCCCAGAUGCCAGCUGUGGGGAUUUCCUUGCCGAGAUGGUUACAUGUGAACUAGUGUAGGGACGUGCUGCUGUGUCAUAAGGAACUGAGACCAACGGCUGAGGGGUGAGGCCGGGAGUGUGUGGAGCACAGGUGGCGUCGGUCUGGUUUUUGGACUCGGGGAGAGCUGGUUUUUCUCGGUAAGGUAUUUCUGGGAUUCCCAUCUCUCUCUAGGAUCAAGGGAGGCAUGCCUCUGCUUCAGCCACGGGAACCCGGUAUUCCGUUUUAGAGCCCUCCCGUCAGCAUCUAAUCAGCAAGUUGCACUUCAGUGCCUCUCGCAAAUUCUGAUGGCACCUAUUAUACCUGGCUGAAGUCAAAAUGCCCACAGGAAUAUACUCAAUGGGGCUAUUUUGCGAGAAGCUAGGUGCCCUCCCUGCCCCCAUCUGCCUUCUGUGUGGAAUACAAGCAUACACACGGCCCUGCUGCUGCAGGGAAACCGUAGGGCCAGGGUACAGAGACGCCAAGGAAACCACUACCGGGAAUAUGUCAAACCAGAUCUUUAUUAGAGCAGCAGUUCUCACUCUACUCCAGAAACUCAAUAUACACCGCAGGUCUACUGCGUUCUCAACAUUCAGUACAGUUAUUUACAAGCAGCUGUUUUGACAGAUUACAGCACUUGGGAGGGGUUUCUUAGGCUAUUUUAAAUACAGAGGUGAACUGACUUCAGUUUCCAUCCCAGGCUUGAGUCGGGGCUGGUGCAUGUACGAUCUCGGCGUGGAAGGAAACCAGGCAGCUGCCCCACAGCCCUCUCCAGAAGGGGUUGCAGUCCUGUCUCAGAGCAGCGCAGAGACACCCAGGGCCUGGAGAUGGAGCUGUGUGACCAGUACAGAGCGUCUCACUGAUAGUUCGUCACUGUGGUGCAUUUGCUUAAAGUCUCCACUCAGUUCCAAGGGGCUACGGCUGAGCAUAGUCUCACCUUGUCCCUCCCUCGCCAACCUUCAAUGCACCUGGAAUUCCCGCCCCCCCCCACAUCU
Messenger RNA from Mauremys mutica (yellowpond turtle), 5466 nucleotides. Its product is annotated as zinc finger protein 79-like. Gene Ontology annotation, biological process: regulation of transcription by RNA polymerase II. The coding region runs from base 39 to 716 and encodes 225 amino acids. The transcript is spliced from 2 exons. Lineage: Eukaryota; Metazoa; Chordata; Testudines; Geoemydidae. The record is from RefSeq and is a predicted model, not a curated record. Gene Ontology annotation, cellular component: nucleus. Gene Ontology annotation, molecular function: RNA polymerase II cis-regulatory region sequence-specific DNA binding; DNA-binding transcription activator activity, RNA polymerase II-specific.